GGCAUCCACCACGAGACCGCGCGCAUCGCAUGCUGCAUCUUUGCCAAUUGCGCAUGGGAUGGGUAUUUUUCCCUUUCGCCGAAUGGCCCACGCGUGCCACUAGGUCUGUCUAGACGACAUUUUAACCGCGCCUACCUACUACUUCUGCGUCCCGAAUGGUUCGUCCUUCUCCGCCCCUGCUGUAUACGCAGUGGUGCCAUCCCUUGGGCACUUCCGCUUUCCCAACCAGCUCCCCCAAUUCUAGGAAGACAACAACCAGGCCCCGAUCCUGUCCGCCCCAACUGGGGGCGAAACCUGCCGUAUCAUCUCCUCUCUCCCGCUCGAGACGGCACACAUCAUACCCGCUAAAGACGUCGACUGGUGGCAAGACAGCCUCAUGUACGAGUACGCGCGCCAGCCAAGCGCCAGCAUGAAUACGCACUGCCCGGACAACUCCCUCAGGCUCCGGAAAGAUGUCCACGCCCUCUGGGACGCGCACCGGUUUGCGUUUGUCCCCAAGCAGGGUGCAUGGGUGGCCCAUGUGCUCGAGGCGGGCGUGACGGAUGAGCUGCAGGCGCUGUACCAUAACCUGCAGCUGCAGCCCCUGGCGGGCAUCAGACGCGAAUACAUGCUUGCCCGGUUUGCAAUGGCGGUCUUGGACAAGGCCAUGUUUGCGCGCCAGCCUAGUAAGGGAUCAAGGCGGCUGGUAUGGAUUGGAGCGAGAGGCGAGGAACCGGAAGUGAAGGAAUUGUCGGCGAAGCAGUGUCGAGAGAUGUUUGGGGUUGGGGCCCGAGGGAAGAGCUCUAGCCGGAGCCCCAGUAAGAGUCCCAGCAAAAGAGCGAGGACUGAGGGCGAUGACGAUGACGAGAGUGGGUGGGGGGUUCAAGACAAUAGUGGUGACUAUUGCGAUUACCCAGAACAUGAGCCGCGCAUGGGAGCAGACUGCAGCUGCUUGGGCUUAGAUAGCAGCGACGAAGACGAAGAGGGCGAGACUGAGCGUGGCCAACCACGAAAACGCCUCCGAAGAGAUGACGUGGUGGAGCGGCUACACCCCGAGCCCAUUCGCAUCCACCCCCCCUCUUUGUCCCGGUCAGCGCCGUCGCUUCCGGACGAUGAAAGCCCGGAAACCGGCCAGCCGCAUCCGGGUCUCCAAUAUCAGGAGCUAGACACUGGGAGACGGAAGCACAUACCCACCUCACUAGGGACGCGCCUAGUCUAAUCUUACCUCGACAUCGCGCCUCUUUCCGGUUAUCCCAAAGAGCGUCAUGCUCGGGUUUAAUCUACUCACUCAGGCCUUGAUGAUCUCUAGCAUCUAGCAUCUUGUCGUCUUUU
Messenger RNA from Lasiosphaeria miniovina, 1311 nucleotides. RefSeq lists its product as uncharacterized. The coding region runs from base 377 to 1198 and encodes 273 amino acids. The record is from RefSeq and is a predicted model, not a curated record. The transcript is spliced from 2 exons. Lineage: Eukaryota; Fungi; Ascomycota; Sordariomycetes; Sordariales; Lasiosphaeriaceae.